UCGGUUUUCGUUUUGAUUAUUUUGUUGCGUGUAUUGUUAAUGGGCCUCGAUCUCCAAUUGUUUGGUUUUCUUUGGGCUGUAACAUCUUUUAUUUAUUUGUGGGCUACGAGACACAAUAUUUGCUCUGUUAAAAAAAAAAAAAAGUAAAAGGUCGUCUUCUUCAAUCGAUUUCUUAAAAUCCGAUUAGGUCAAACUCUCAUGGAGGUUCUAGGAGGUUUUCUGUAUCAAAUAUUUGUAUCAAAUCUCUCUGUUGGUUUCCUUCAUGUCGUUCCGUCUCCGAUUCAACGCCUAUGAUACGUUACAUGAUUAAGUGGCUCAUCGUCAUUUACGGCCAUCUUGGACCCACACCAUCUCAUUCAAUACUUCGUAACUCCCUCCAAUAACGUCAAACGCGGUGGUGAGCUCAUCGGUGUGGAUAUGCUCCUCCUCGACUCCAAGGCGACACUCAUGCCAGGAUCGUCACCAUCUCACCACCUACAGACGGCACUUAAAGGCGGGUUCUAUGCGGCUUUGAUGUCACUAGAAGAACACUUCAGGUUUCGAAAUCAAAAUCAGCUGCUUGGCCUAGCCAACACAAAUACCCAGCUUCUAGUGAUGUUUCUGGGACGUUGAGUAUGUUUGACUCAGAUGCUGUAUCAUUCCAUAGCCACCUGGACGGCUAGCAUAAGUCCCACAAUUGAAAAGAGGCGUCUGUUCCUGAAUGCCACAUCUGGGAGACAACUUUAUUUUGACAAGGAGACUAAUGCAGAGGAAACCUAUUUUACAAGCUGGUCUCUCAAGACACUGGGAACACAUCAUCAGCUUCACUGCUGAGGGGUUAAUCCAAGGUUGAGCAUGUGACCAUAGCUGAACUAAACGAGUUUAUCCUCACUCCCAGCCUCAGGUCACUGGAUUUAAUAUGGAUAAAGGCUGGUGCUAUGUCUCUUGCUCCAGAUGUACAAAGAAGCUUCAGCGGACAGUCUCAUCUUUUACUUGGCAACCUGCAGUAACACCAAUGCAGUUGGUUUCCUUCGAUAUGUUGGACCCUAAAAUGAGGUCCCAUAGACACAUCAGCAACUAACAUACAUUUUAAACAUUUUAUUUUAUGGAUCGUGUGGAAACAACUAUUGCUGAUGAGAUUGCUGAAAGUCUAUUUGUUGAUUUCAAUGGGAAAAAAUGCAUAUCUUGGUACGUGCCUACCGUAACAAAUGGUUGGCAAGACUUUCACCUUCCAGGUCAGAGUAAGCAGCUACAAUUUCGCUGCCAAUCACCAAACCUUCACUAUAUCACGCAUCUUGAACGAACGUGACCGUCUGCCACUCUCUGAGUUCGUUGCCCAUAUAUGUUUUAAAUUAUAUUCCACUCUGGUCCUUUUGUAGUAUGGAAAUAAUGAAGAGUGACGGUCUUAACAGGAUGGCUACGAUGAUCAUGGCGAUGAUAUGCUCGGGAAUAUCUCAGUGCUUACUAAGGUGGACACUGAUGGUGACGACUGUGAGUAAGCACCAACUAUAGGAAUUACUUCAACUGGUGUCCACACCAAUAAGCCUCCCGCAACAGCAACUUCCAAGGUUGCCAAGAAGGCAUGGGUCGCAUAGGCGAAGAUCAUGAAGUCUCUCUACCCACUAUUUUCUGUUUGAAUAAUGUUUCGGCAUCAAUUUUUAAAAUAUGUUGCAUCUGGUAAAGUUUCUUUAAAAUAAAUAAUUUCUUAACCAUCUUAUGAAUUCCGUUUGACUUCUUAUACGAGUGAUUUAAGUUUAUGCAAACCUAUGAAUGUUUUCCCUCAGAUCAAACUUUUAAGCAAUGAAGAAAAAAAGAUGCGAGAUUAAUAAAUACCAAAAAAUUUAAACCACUUCGAAUUUUUUUUUUUACUUCGAAUAUGUUCAUGAGAUUGAUCUAGCAAACUCUACUUUAAUAUUUAACUAGAUUUGAACUCGCACUUACGUGCAGAUAUAUAUAUAUUAAAAUAAUAUUUAAACUAUAAAAUAAGUUAUAAAGAUAUACAUUUAAUAUCAGUUUUAAGUAUAUAAUAUUAUUUUGAAAGUUUUAUAUUUGAUGUUUUUUUGAUGAAAUUGUACUAAUCAUAUAUUAAUCACCUACUAUUUUUUUAUUCUUUUUAAAAUGCAACAUCAUAUUAAUAGUUUAAUUUAAACAUUACUUUGUUUAAAAUUUUUUAUGCUCGAAAUGUUUGUAUGUGACUAAAUUAAAUUAUUUCUAUUAUAUUUUUUAAAUAUAAUUUUAUUUUAAUAUAUCAUAUUUCAGUUUGGUGUUUUUAUUUUCAUUACAAAAAUCAAACAUAAAAUCUUACAACCGAUAAAUUAUUGUUUAUUUUGUUUAGUAAAAAAAUUAAUAUGAUAAUUUACAAAAGAACUGGAAUGUACUUUUUAAUUUUAAAACUAAUUAGUAAAAUAUAUAUAUAAUUUAGUCUAGAUUAAACAUGAUAAACAAUUAAAAAAUAGCAUAAAAUAUAUUUAGCUUUUCUUAGGAAUGUUAUUGUUUAAAAGUAUAUUAUUUAUUUGUUUCUAUUAAGAAAAUAUUAUAUAUGAGUAAAUUUAGUAUAUUUAGUUUUAAUGAAUCGUCUGACAUAAACUUUUAUAUGGUAGAUAAAAAAUAUGACACUCAAUUAAUAGAUUAAAUUCUCUCAUUUUCUUUUACUCUGACUCUACCACAACCAAAUAUUAAUAUAUAGUACGUUCGGCCAAUGGCAAAGUAAAAAACAAAACCUAUAUCAUCUCUUAAACACAUUAACAUUAGUCCACAUUCUCUAGAUAUCACCUGCAUGCAGUCCACCAGUGAAAAUAAUAAAAACCUACAUCAUUUCAUUUAUUCACCCGUCCGCCCGUAGGGCGGGUUUGCCCUAGUAAUAUAUAAAGUAAAUAUGGUCAACUGUUAAAACUAGAAAUAUAUAUUUUUUUUUUGGUAAUAUUUUUUUUCUUAAGAAUAUGCUAACAAAAAAAGGUAUGUACAAAUACAUUUCAAAAAUUUCUUACAUUGUACAUUCUUAGAAUAAGCAAAAAAGGUAUGGAAAAAAUUACAAUAAGGACCAACGUCAAAAAAAGGUAUGUACAAAUACAUUUCAAAAAUUUCUUUUCAUGAUAUAUGAAUGACAUAUGGACCAAUAAGGUGUCACCACAGUUUUACAUUUCUAUAUGUGACUUAAUUGGUGCUAACUUUCAUCAGUAACAUAAGUGUAUAUAAUUCAGAGGCCAACGUCACAAGUUGGCACAGACAAGCUUCAUCUGAAAACAGACUCCUAUUUUAAAUACUUCCAAACCCAACCUAACAUUCCUUGUUCCAAAUGGCCCCAUCCAUUCCCAUGGAUCCAGUCAUUUUAAAGCAAAAUGCCCAUCAACAAAGAGCCUAUAUGACAUUCCUGGCAGGUAAUGGAGAGUAUGUGAAGGGUGUAGUGGGUCUAGCAAAGGGUUUGCGUAAGGUUAAAAGUGCUUACCCUCUCGUUGUUGCUGUGAUGCCUGAUGUGCCUGAGGAACAUAAAGAGAUCUUGAGGUCUCAAGCCUGUAUAAUGCGUGAGAUCGAGCCUGUAUAUCCUCCGGACGACCAGGUCUCUUAUGCAAGGGACUAUUACAUUAUUAACUACUCGAAGCUUCGUAUUUGGAACUUUAUAGAGUACAACAAGGUAGUGUUCCUUGACGCGGAUAUUCAAGUCUAUGACAAUAUAGACGAGCUCUUUGAUUUGCCAGAUGGUUACUUGCAUGGCGUUAUAGGCUGUUUCUGUGAGAAAACAUGGAGCCACACGCCCCAAUACAAAAUUGGAUACUGCCAGCAGUGCCCGGAAAAGGUGAAGUGGCCGGUCGAGAUGGAAUCUCCUCCUCCACUGUACUACAACGCUGGAAUGUUUGUGUUUGAGCCUAACCUCUCUACAUAUGAGAGCCUCCUCCAGACUCUCAAGGUCACACCACCUUCAGAAUUUGCAGAACAAGAUUUUCUCAAUGUGUUCUUCGAGAAAGUUUUUAAACCGAUUCCAUUGGUUUACAACCUGAUUAUGUCUGUACUUUGGCGCCACCCGGAGAAUGUGGAGCUGGAGAAUGUCAAAGUUAUUCAUUACUGUGCACCUGGAUCCAAGCCAUGGAAGUUCACUGGAGAAGAAGCUUACAUGGACAGAGAAGAUGUCAAAAUGUUGGUCAAGAGAUGGUGGGAUAUUUAUAACGACGAAUCCCUCGAUUUCAAAUCGUAAAUACCUGGUGAAGAUGCGGAAGCCCUUUUGAAAUAUUUUGGCGUGGCAUAAAGCCAAAUUAAUUUUACAAUUACUGUUUUGGUGUGUUUGAUUUCUAUGCUUUAAGUUAUAUGUUUUCUUUGAUUGUGUGGUGAGAAUAAAUUUGUCAAACUAUAAUAAUUCAUGGCAUUUUUGCUAAAAUAUAACAAAAAAACAAAUAUAUCGUCUUUUUAUCAUAGAUUUUUGGUCGAUAUCUGGACUUUUAAUAUUUUUAGAUUAUUUGAAACAUUAAUAAAAAUAUUUAAUAAACCAAAAAAUAAAAAAAUGUAAAUGAUGAAUGUAACAUACAAUCACACAUAUAAAACAUAUUUUGUUGUCUGAUUCUUGGUAAAAUAGAAUUUUGUUAUUGU
Molecule: messenger RNA, 4557 nt
Organism: Brassica napus (rape)
Lineage: Eukaryota; Viridiplantae; Streptophyta; Magnoliopsida; Brassicales; Brassicaceae
Product: galactinol synthase 4-like
Exons: 11
Coding region: 3275-4168 (297 amino acids)
Molecular function (GO): glycosyltransferase activity
Source: RefSeq, a predicted model, not a curated record